GCAGCCACCUACCCAAACCCUAACCUCCCUUGCAUUCCUCCUCCUAACAGCGCCUGACCCUCCCGUCGAUCCCCAUCUCCCUCCCUAAGAUCUCGAUGUGCCGCCGCCCCACGCCACCAUUGACGACCACGGCAUGGCCACGAUGCCCUGCAGCGACCACAUACGCAGCCUCCCAUCCCCCUCCCUUCCUCCCCUCCCGCUCGCAACUCUCCUGGAUGCGGUUCCUAACUGAUGCGCUCCUAUCCUCUCCAUGGGUGACAUGCAGGGCUCGCGAGGGAACAUCGCACGGAGGAGGCCUCUUGAGGAGAAGUGGGAGGAGCCCGAGCGUCCCCGCGUGCAGCACGACCAGCGCUAUGAUCGAGGAAGAACGAGAAGAUGCGGCGGUGCGAGGCCAUCAAGCAGCAGCACAACCAGCUCCGGCGCGGCGACGGGGCGGAGCAGGGCACCUCCGACAAGGUCACGAACGCCAAGCGGGGUGAGAAGGACUGGCACCGGAGCUCCGGCGGCACGCAGCCGGCUGGGAGUGGUAGAGGCCGGCACCGGCAGCCGUCCCUGGAGAGCAUCUCCGAAACCGCGGCGGGCGAGAGCAGCAACAACAACGUUGUCUCUGAAUCCACUUUCAUGAGGUGUGGGUUGCCUUUGGUUGCUCCUACUCGUUGGUGGUUUCGGUUCAACGUGAACUGGCCGGUUUUGUUCAGCUUCGAGCUGCCCACCGCAGAGUGGGAGGACGACACGCCCGUGCACAUUGAGGCUGGAUCAAGUAACAUGAUGCACUGCGGCAUACAACGUCCUAUUUUGUUGUAGUGGUACUAUAUAUGGUCUCAUCUAGCACUGAGUAUCCAUAUGUUGUUUUAAUCAUGAUGAUGAUGUUGUAGCAUAAAGUGGACACCAUAUUUGGUUUGUCUUUUUCUUUAUCUCUGGUGCUUUCUUAUUUGAUGCACAUUGUUCUUUGCAGGGCUAUGAUGAUAUUUCCAAGGAAAUAUGUUGACCCUGAUGUGUCAACGGUGCCCAAUUGCCCUUUCUUAAACAAUUUUACUCUCUUUUGUGUUGUUCCUGUAUAUCCAGUUUCAGAUUACUGGUGUUUCAUACCAUAUUCAUCAAUCCUGCUACAUGCUUGAUGAUUGAGUAACUUGAGUAGUAUUGAUGCCACCGUCCUAUCUCGGUAAACUGUAUGUUUUUUCAGUAGCAAAAAAAUAAAGUAAAUCUCCUAUAUCUUGGUAUUCUAGAAUUUUGGUGCCUUACAAAUGUUUCUUUAUGUCGUGCUUUAGCUUGCAAACCUGAUUUUUUGUUGUCUAUUCUCAUUUCAAUUUUGAAACAUUUCAAACUCCCAUGUGCCCCCAUUAUCGACUACAUCUAUAUGCACCUUAGUAGUAAGAAAUACAUUGGUUAGGUUUCAGCUUCAUAUCUUCUCAGGUUUAACUAUUGGCUUACAUUAAAACUGUUGCAAGUAUCAAAUGAGUGCAAAGUGUGCAAUUUUUCUAGUAAUCUACGCUCGCAUAAGUAUCAGUUUUCUUAUAAGGAAACUAUAUAGAUGGUUGUAAGAUAAGUUAAAACAUACUAGUGCUAUCGUGAUUUUCACACUACAUGCCAUUCAUUUCUUAGUUUUAUGUAUUAUAUGCUUCUGAUGCAUGAUCCUUUGAAUGCCAGGUUAUUUGUUUUUUGGAAAUUGGAAGACGAUGAAGCAUGGUGUUUAUCUAUCAAUCAGCCUCUUGUUCUGAUUGUAAUCUAUAUCUAGUUAUAUUGUAAUCAGUAGUAGUCAGAAUAUAUGUUUCUGUGAGUACUAUGUGAAGACUGUAAUUGGCUAAUUUUGCCUAUCAUUUCAAGAUUUAGUUAUGUUCCAUUUGAA
Molecule: messenger RNA, 1846 nt
Organism: Hordeum vulgare subsp. vulgare (domesticated barley)
Lineage: Eukaryota; Viridiplantae; Streptophyta; Magnoliopsida; Poales; Poaceae
Exons: 3
Coding region: 376-804 (142 amino acids)
Source: RefSeq, a predicted model, not a curated record